This is a messenger RNA of Morchella importuna, 2778 nucleotides long. RefSeq lists its product as uncharacterized. The transcript has 3 exons. Bases 1 to 2778 code for a protein of 925 amino acids. Gene Ontology annotation, molecular function: protein binding. NCBI's taxonomy places the organism in Eukaryota, Fungi, Ascomycota, Pezizomycetes, Pezizales, Morchellaceae. The record is from RefSeq and is a predicted model, not a curated record.
AUGGAACUAGGGACGGCUAUAGUUGGACUGGUCGUGGCGGGUGCGCAGAUUAGUGCUGUCUUGAAUCGCUUCAUCUCCAGCUGCACCAACGCUCCAUCGGCUGCUCACAGUAUUUAUCAAGAAGUCGGUGAAUUUCGUAUAGUUCUUCAAAAGUUACAACAUAUUGUGUUUAGUCCAGAACCCCUUGACAACGAGAAGGCUUCAUUAAUCGACACCGGGCCAAUUUCUUUCACCCUCGUUCAUUGUGUGUGUACAUUCGAUGAGCUAGAGAAGGAGUUGAAACGAAUGAAGCUUGACGAAUUCAAUUUGGAGGGAAAGAAGCUGGGCGUUUGGCAUCGCAUGAGAUGGAGUUUGGUGGAGCAAACAAUGUCUGCAAUGAUCUUGCGGAUUCAGAAUCAUAAGAGCACUUUGGGGAUACUUCUCUCCGUAUUGCUUUCCGAAUCCAUCAACGAUGUAAAGGAUCUUAUGCAGGAUCUUCAUACCCUGGUGGCUCAGGGUGUUGUUGCGUUGCCAAAAUCAAGAGAGCCAGACUCGGAUUUGAGAUCUUUAACAUCUCAAGAUACGGCAGAAACCUCUUCGGACAAUUAUGCGAGUUCUAUCAGGACAACGACAGGGUCUUUUAUGCAACGUUCUCAAUAUAUUUUACCAUCCCUACACUCUACGUUAUUCUCCAGUCGGCCGUAUCGGAAUAGGAGUAGUAGUGAGUCGAUUAUAUCCGUCGCGACAUCCAAACGCCGUGGAGGAAGCUGGUCUUUGGAUGCCGGAGACUCUAGGUAUUCCGUUUUCUCUUUGCCGGUCUCCAUCAGCACAACAUCGGGUAUCAGUCUUGCGGAAGCACCGCCCAUUUCACAGAUACACUUAACCUUACCUACGCAAAUCGUCCAUGGCUGCAAUUGGUCCACAAACUUCCAUUCGGACCCUUCCAGGCUAUAUGAAUUACUUACGGCAGAGGAGAAAAAGAUCUGGCUAGUGCCGAGUCCCAAAAGCUUGGACGGAUCCUUACUUUUAAAAGCCGUUUAUAAAGGAUUGACAACAAUUGUAUUUCUAUUGCUAUUAGAUCCCUCAACACCGAAAGAUAGGAGGACCCAAGAUGGAUACACCGCGCUAGAUUUAGCUGCAGAAUAUGGGCAUGUGGAGAUUGUUCAGAGGUUAUUAGAGAAAGGGACGGAUGUGAAUUCCAGAAGUAACAAUGGAUAUAGCGCAUUGCACCGAGCGGUGAAGGGAGGAUCCUUUGGCCUCAUCCAGCUGCUUCUAGAUGCAGGGGCAGAUAUGGAAGCGAUAACACACCCAGAGUAUCAUACACCAUUGCAUCUAGCAGCCAGACACGCUGAUCUUGAUGUUGUUGCUCUAUUGCUAGAUAGAGGUGCCAAUGCCGACGGAAAGGCCGCGGACGGGCUCACACCAUUGCACCUAGCGGCCAGAGAUGGUUUUCUUGAGGUUGUCGGUUUAUUGCUAGAUAGAGGUGCCAAUGUCGACGCAAAGACCGCGCGCAAUCAUACACCAUUGCAUCUGGCGGUCAGACAUGGCCUUCUUGAGGUUGCCGGUCUAUUACUAGAAAAAGGUGCCAAUAUCGAGGUAAAGGCCGCGAAUGAGGACAGGCCAUUGCAUCUGGCGGUUAAACACGGUUGUCCUGAGGUUGUUGGUCUAUUACUGGAUAAUGGUACCAAUAUCGAGGUCAAGGCUGCGAAUGAGGAUAGACCACUGCAUCUGGCGGUCAGACACGGUCAUCUUGAGAUUGUCGGUCUAUUGCUAGACAAAGGCGCCAAUACCGACGUGAAGGCCACUUAUGGGCACACGCCUUUACAUCUAGCAGCCAGAUAUGCUGAUCUUAAGGCUAUCGGUCGAUUGCUAGAUAGCGGUGCUAAUAUCGACGUAAAAGCCGCGGACGGGCACACACCACUGCAUUUAGCGGCCCGAGACGGUUUCCUUGAGGUUGUCAGUCUAUUGCUAGAUAGAGGUGCUAAUAUCGACGCAAAGGCCGCGGACGAGUAUACACCAUUGCAUCUGGUAGUCAAGCACGGUCUUCUUGAGGUUGUCGGUCUAUUGCUAGAUGAAGGUGCCAAUAUCGACGCAAAGGCCGCGAACGGGUACACACCGUUGCAUCUGGCAGCCAAACACGGUCUUCUUGAGAUUGCCCGUCUGUUGUUAGAUGAAGGUGCUGAUAUCCAUGCAACAAGCACAAACGAUGAGACACCAUUGCAUCUGGCAGUCAAACAGGGUAUUUCUGAGGUUGCCCGUCUAUUACUAGAUGAAGGCGCCAAUAUCGAAGCCAAGGCCGCGGACGAGCAUACGCCAUUGCAUCUGGCAGUCAAACACGAUCAAAUUAUAACCACCGGUCUAUUACUAGCUAAAGGUGCUAAUAUCGACGCAGAAACCUCCAACAAAGAAACUCCUUUACACCUAGCACACAAAGUUUCAGUAAAUAUCCUCAAACGUUUGUUACAUGCCCGAGAAAGCCUCGAUGGGAAGAAGAACAAGGAAGAAACUGCGUUGCGUGAGGGUAUCAGCUACCAGGAGGUGGAGAUCACCCGGUCUUUGCUAGGUGAAACUGACGCCAACGUGAGCGCAACGAACACCGCUGGAAACAUGGUAGACACGUUUGGGGUCACCCCAAGAACGAUCCCGUCGAUAUACGAGUCUUUGGAUGACUCGAGUGCCUCUCUUGAGGAGGGGGCCGAUAUUGAGGCAAAGGAUAGUGAUGGUGAGAGCACAUUACAUCAUGCGUACCUCGGGACCCUUGGUGGGAGAUACCCCGUUGACCUUGCCGGAAAAAUGUAA